GGCAGGGGAGGGGAGUGGGGGAACAGCAAGAGAUCAAAAAUAAACCUCUUAUGUCAAAGCCGGGGGGGAAAGAAAGUAUAAAUACAGCGGGUUCGGCGGAGGCUGCGGGGGAGCGGCCGGGAGCCCGGCGGGGCGGCGGGGCCGGGCGAUGGGGCGGCGGGCGCUGCUGGGGGGCCGGGCUCCGCUCCACCUGCUCCUGCUCUGCCACGCCUGGGCUCUCCCGCCGCCACCGGAGGCACAAGCGGUGCUGCCCGCCCGCCUGCCCGCCCCGUCGGGGCAGCUGGCCCUGCGGCUGGCAGCCUUCGGCCGCGCCGUGGUCCUCCGCCUCCGUCCCGACAACGCUUUUCUGGCCCCUCGCCUCCGCUUCCAGCGCUUGGGGGGUCGCCGGGUAACGGGACGGAGCGCAGCCCGCCGGGGUUGCUUCUAUUCGGGAGCCGUCGAGGGGAGCCCCGAUGCCCCCGCCGUGCUCAGCCGCUGCGGGGGGAGCGGCUUCCGAGGCGCUUUUCUUCUCGACGGGGCGGCUUACGAGCUACAGCCGCUCGGGCAUCACCCGUGGCCCGGCCCGCCCUGGGGCCGCCCGCACCGCCUCCGGCGCCGCGCCGCCCCGCCGGGCCCCCCCGCCGCGCCCGGUACCGGCCCCGGGGAGCCGCUCCGCAGGGCCAAGCGCUUCGUGUCCCAGGCGCGCUACGUGGAGACGCUGCUGGUGGCUGAUGCUUCCAUGGUGCGGUUCUACGGGGAGGACGUGGAGAACCACGUCCUGACCCUGAUGUCCAUGGCAGCUCGCAUCUACAAGCACCCCAGCCUGAAGAACUCCAUCAACCUGGUGGUGGUGAAGGUGCUGGUGGUGGACGAGGCGGCGGCGGGGCCGGAGGUGUCUGACAACGGGGGGCUCACCCUGCGCAACUUCUGCAGCUGGCAGCAAAAGUUCAACCCCCCCAGCGACCGGCACCCCGAGCACUACGACACUGCCAUCCUGCUGACCAGACAGGACUUUUGCGGACACCAGAGCUGCGACACGCUGGGGGUGGCGGACAUUGGCACCAUGUGCGACCGCAACAAAAGCUGCUCAGUGAUCGAGGAUGAGGGCCUGCAGGCAGCCUACACGCUGGCUCACGAACUGGGCCACGUGCUCAGCAUGCCCCACGACGACUCCAAAACCUGUGAGCGGCUUUUCGGGCCCCUGGGCAAGCACCACAUGAUGGCCCCUCUCUUCAUCCACCUGAACAAGACCCAGCCCUGGUCUCCUUGCAGCGCCAUGUACCUCACCGAGUUCCUGGAUGGAGGGCACGGUGACUGCUUGCUUGAUGCCCCUACUGACCCCCUCUCCCUCCCCGCUGAGCUGCCUGGCCGAGGAUCCCUCUACAGCCUGGACCAGCAAUGCCAGCAAAUCUUUGGCAAGGACUUCCAGCACUGCCCCAACACCACCGAAGAGGACAUCUGCGCCCAGCUCUGGUGCAGGACGGGCAGCGGGGAGCCCCUGUGCCACACCAAGAAUGGCAGCUUGCCCUGGGCCGAUGGCACCCCCUGCAAAGCUGGGGGGCUAUGCUGGGAUGGCCAGUGCGUGCCACAGGAUGCCCUGAAGCCCCAGCCGGCGGUGGACGGCGGCUGGGGCCCAUGGAGCCCCUGGGGCUCCUGCUCGCGGAGCUGCGGCGGCGGCGUGCAGUUCUCCUUCCGGCACUGCGACAGCCCCAAGCCCCAGCACGGCGGCCGCUACUGCGAGGGCCAGCGCGCCAAGUACCAGUCCUGCCACACCGACGAGUGCCCACCCGAUGGGAAAAGCUUUCGGGAGCAGCAGUGCGAGAAGUACAACAGCUACAACUUGACGGAUCUGGAAGGGAAUCGCCUGGAGUGGGUUCCUAAAUACGCGGGAGUGUCGCCCCGAGACCGAUGCAAGCUCUUCUGCCGAGCCAGAGGGAGGAGCGAAUUUAAAGUCUUUGAGGCCAAAGUGAUCGACGGGACGCUGUGUGGACCGGAUACCCUCUCCAUCUGUGUCCAUGGCCAGUGCAUCAAGGCCGGCUGUGACCACGUCGUUGGCUCCUCCAAAAAGCUGGACAAGUGCGGGGUGUGCGGCGGCAACGGCUCCACUUGCCGGAAAAUAUCCGGCUCGCUCAACCGAUCCAAAUACGGCUACAAUGACAUUGUCACCAUCCCCGCUGGGGCGACCAACAUCGACAUCAAGCAGCGCAGCCACCGCGGGGUCCGUCAUGAUGGGAAUUACCUGGCCCUGAGGACCCUCGAGGGCAAGUACCUGCUGAAUGGAGACUUUGCCAUCUCGGCCAUGGAGCAGGACAUCAUCAUUAAGGGGACAAUCCUGAAAUACAGUGGCUCCAUGACGACCCUGGAGAGGCUGCAGAGCUUCCGCCAGCUCCCGGAGCCCCUGACCGUCCAGCUGCUGACCAUCGCCAGUGAGAUCUUCCCACCCAAAGUCAAGUACACCUUCUUCAUCCCCAAGGAUGUCCCUUUCAGUAAGCAGAAAGGCAAAGAGAAGAAGUCGGCCAACAUCAUCCGACCGAUGCUGACAUCCCAAUGGGUCCUGGGAGACUGGUCCGAGUGCUCCAAGACGUGCGGCUCCGGCUGGCAGAGGCGGACGGUGGAUUGCCGGGACGUGGAGGGACAAACCUCCUCCGCCUGCGACAGAGCCCUCAAACCCGAGGACAUUAAACCCUGUGGAGAUAUCCCCUGCCCUCUCUGGCGCUUGGGUCCUUGGUCCCCUUGUUCCCAAACUUGCGGUGGGGGCAUGCGGACCCGCAACGCCUCUUGCAUCGAUUACACGGGGCAAAUCACCGCCCCGGAGAAAUGCAGCUCGCCAGGGCCACCACCAGUCACCACCACCUGUGUCCUGCAGGAAUGCUGAGCUGGGAUGGGACAGUGACAGGCAGGACAGCGAGGACGCUGCAGGUUUGCUCGCCAGAUAAAUAACCACUCUCCAGCAGUUCAUCCCCACCCCAUCGACGUCUACCUCAGAGUGGGGAAUAACGGCAGCAAAAUGGGGAGGAAUCUUGUUUGGUUUUUCUUCUUGCUUUCUUCUUUUCUUUCUGACUGGUCGUAAUUUAAGGUGGGAAAAAUAAGUAUAUCCAUAAGGCGUUUCCAAAGAGCUGGUGUUAAACAUGGUUGCAGACGGUUUGUAAGGUUUGCUGGGGUUUGGUGCUGGAAAAACAAUGCAGAGCUUGGCUUUGCCAUCAUCCUGUCCCAGCUGCGGGUCAAGGAGGUCCAGGGUGGUGAUAAAAUCAGGCUCUCUUUGCAAAAGGCUGUUUUUUGGGUUGCCAUCCCCUCCCUAUGUGCGUGUCCUUGAGCAUGAGGAGCAUUUUAUCGGCUGUGUGUUUAGCCUGGGAGAUAACUCGCUUUCUUGGCUGGGAAUGGGGGCUGGAUCCUGGCACACAUUCGGCAGGGGCACAGGUGAGAUGGUCACAGCAGUUUCUGCUGUAUUUAUAUAUAAUUUCUGUCUCCAAACAUCCCCAGCAUCUGCAGAAUUAUUCCUACAGCUGCAACCCACAUGCCUUGAUUUCCCCAGCUAUAAAACCAAGGCUUAGUUACACCUGAUCUGGCUUGCAGGGUCGCUGUGAGGAUUAAUUAAUUACUAAUUCUGCAGUGCUUCGACUGUAAAAUGUCUGUUGCAAUACCCUGUCCCCCCGCUGGAGCAGACACUUGUGUGUGCCGGUGUUUCCUCUCCCACCCAUGUUUUUUCUGGUCUCCCGCAUGCUCAUUUUCUCAGCUCUGCUUUAAUUUGGGAGAUAAUUUGCUAACCUGGCUCGCAGCAGGGAUGAGCCCAGGAUCUUUAGAUGCUGAGCCUCUCCGUUAUUCUCCAUAUUCUUCACCUCCGCUUGCCCAGGAUACGUGAAGAUGCUCAGAUCUGGCACUGCACUCCAGCCUUGCUUGAGCAAAUCUCGGUCUAAAACUGAGCCUGGCAAGGCCAAGCAGGAAGGGAAUUUGGGAAGGUUUUGCCAUGGCUGGACAAGCAAUUCGGUAUCUCCAGGCUCCUCUCUCGAUGUCCCUUGUCACUUCCCUGUGGUACCCUGGCUCCCAUUUUUGGCAGCAAAAUAUUAAAGCUGUGCCAGAAGCCCCAUGAUUUAUUUGAAAACCUGAGAUAUUCGGCUUUUCUGUAGAUGAUUCCUGUUGAAACCACGGGGGCUACACCCAAGGACUGAGAGUACUGAGGGGAAAAAGAAAUAAAGGCCAGCUGCAGAGUUUGGAUGCAGGGCUGUUGGGCUGUUGUUCAGUCCUACCUUCGGGCAAUGUUCUGUGUCUGCUAAUUAAUCUCUAGGAAUUUAAGUCCUUUCUCUCUCCCUCUACAACAAAUAGCUGGAUGCUAAAGUCAUGUAGCCUUGCAGGGUUAUUAUUUUUUUCCCUUUUUUCCCCCAUUUGAGGCUGCAAAGGUUUUAACUCCAAAGCCAGCGUGUGUUUCCUCUCCAGCAUUUAGGAGGGGUCCGAAAUUUCAGCCUGGGAGAGCGCCAAGGAAAACGUCUGUAUUUAUCACACAGGAGUCGGGCACGCCAAAGGUCUCUUCCAGUUUUCUCUUUUAAUAUUCACUGCGCAGUCGCUUAGCUGGAGCUUCCUAAAUGCAAAACCUCCCCAUCGUGGGCAAAUCCUGCUGCUUUUCCAGUGAGGAGGAGGAUGGAGAUCCCGUGGAGAUGCUCGGUUGAGGUGUGGGGGAUCUGAGUGACGUUAAGUGGGAUUCCUGCCCUAGCCUUGCCAUAGAAACAUGUAGUCUUUACACCAAUUUAAGUCAAAGAGGUUAUAUACUAGGAUAUAUAUAUAUAUAUGUGUAUAUAUAUGUUUCCCUUCAGUGAAGGAUUGUAGCAAUGUACUGAGCCUCUUGUGUUAGGUAUUUAUUAUGAAUUUCCGUUUGGUUUUGUACAGUAGCUGUCUGGAAAGGAGAGAGAGGAAGAAAUUAGAUUGACUGUGUUUUAACAUGCUGCUCCCACGUCCCCACUCCGAAACGUGCAGCAGGGUUGGAGAGGGGACGUCUCUGCUCAUUUUUUAACCACUUUGGUACAUGACUGGUGUCUCCCCCUCCCUGGUGCCCCCAGAUCAGGGUGCGAUUGCCAACUGAGCUGUGUAACAAAUCCUGCCAAAAUUAGGCUUUGGACUUUUAUUUUAGGAGGGGGAAAAAUUCCGUUUUCUGGUUUUUAGCCGUCUGUUUGUAUUUGUUUCUAGCCUUUCGUUUGUAUUUGUUUUUAACUUUGAAAACAGUCUGUUUGUGACUCUGCCUCUACCCCUUCAAUAAAGGAUUUGCUGCCUCUUA
Columba livia (rock pigeon) is the source of this 5242-nucleotide messenger RNA. RefSeq names its product ADAM metallopeptidase with thrombospondin type 1 motif 8 (gene ADAMTS8). The coding region runs from base 149 to 2854 and encodes 901 amino acids. Gene Ontology annotation, molecular function: metalloendopeptidase activity; zinc ion binding. The transcript is spliced from 9 exons. Lineage: Eukaryota; Metazoa; Chordata; Aves; Columbiformes; Columbidae. Gene Ontology annotation, biological process: proteolysis; extracellular matrix organization. The record is from RefSeq and is a predicted model, not a curated record.